Linnemannia hyalina is the source of this 3933-nucleotide messenger RNA. Lineage: Eukaryota; Fungi; Mortierellomycota; Mortierellomycetes; Mortierellales; Mortierellaceae. The record is from the annotation of a GenBank genome assembly.
AUGCCGACACGUGGAUUCAAUUCACCCUCGAGUCCAGCCUUUCCAGGAAACCCGUCCAGUCCUUACUAUUACCCAACAGCACAGGGUACCUCCAACCCUCUUCUUGGUGGCAACCAGGACAGCGUCUGUGUUCUCACCAACGGCGAUGUAGUUCACUUUUCUGCGUUUGACUGGAUCGAUGCAGGACCCAUGGCCAAGAACAGGACAUCUCGACGAUUCUGUCUCCUGCUCGGGUACGCAGAUGGCAUGCAGAUCUGGGACAUCACCCACCCAGACAAUAUUCACGAGAUCUUUUCUGCCCGUGACCCAAACAACGAAGUGUCGUUACUCAAGGUCCUUCCAUCGCCGCGGGUGCCUACCGGAAAGUUCGAUCUGUUCGAGCAAUAUAGGCCACUCUUGGCUGUCAUCUCAAACAAAAGGACCGAUGAAGGCCGCACGUCUCACAAGAAACUGGAGAUAUACUCUCUCGCGACUCACCAGGUUGUCAUGGCUCCCAACUUUGAAGUUGGGCCAGACUAUGAUAUUUCGGCGCUGGACGUCAACGAACGUGAACUUGUCGUGACCAUGACUGCACCAGGAGAAGGAACUCGUCUGUUUAUGUUGAACCAGUUGACACUGCAGGCGAUGCACGCAAAGCCACUUGCUCUCAAUGACGUCGCUUACCCAGGAGUGCUCGCUCUUGGUACAAGAUUGCUUGCCUAUGUGACAACAAGUGAAUCACCCAGCGACAGUUCCGAUACCAAGCAUGGCGAAGAGUCAGAUGGCGGUGGAGGUUAUCAAGAUCUGGCCAAGGGGGUCGCCAAGGAAGUUUUUGGAGGAGUGAAGAUGCUUGGCGGCUACGCACAUCAGACGUUCUCGUCAUAUUGGUCAGGAGCGUCAGGAGCAAACGCAACUGCAUCGACCUCUCCUCCCGUUCAAUCUGGACUCAACAGAUCGCCUCACAGACAUGUCAGGAGAGCCUCAGCAUCCGCUGACCAUGACCGGACGUCGCCCCAUCUCCCCCACAGACGUAGACACGACGACAACUCUCCUCACAAGAAAGAGGCUAUUGGAACAGUCAUAGUCAGGGAUAUCACGCUGUCUAACAUGCCGAUUGUUGCCCAUUUCAAACCACACGACCACCCGAUCACAGGAUGCAAAUUCUCACCCUCUGGAAGGCUGCUGCUCACGGUGUCACGCCACGGAAACGUCUUUCAUAUCCACGAAGUCAGGCCUGCCGUCAACCCUGGCUCCAGACAUGUCUACAAGCUUGCCCGUGGUAUCACCCAUGCCAGCGUGGAGGACAUUGUCUUCAAUGAGGACGAGACAUGGGUGGCAGUGACGACAUCCCGAGGAACGACCCAUCUUUACGCUAUCAACCCAUUCGGAGGUACUCCUGAUGUCGGUGCACACAUGUACACAGGCGUCGUCAACUGGACAGCCACAGCUAUCGAAUACCCAACCAGUCUGAACGCACUCUGUCGUAUCAAGCAACGGCAUCACGUCCCCGAUGUGAUCCUGUCUUCGCGAUAUGAUUUGGAUGGUGGCACGGAUCUCUUUGCCCCAGGAGCAGGAGAGAAACGACGCGGCUCUCUUCGUCGACAAAACUCACAGGACUCUAUGAGCUCGACGGGAACUGGAAACUCGGAUACCAGUCAGGGAUACCUGAGCAGACUGCAGCAGAACUAUGGUUCGUUCAACGGAGGACGCCAGCGCGCGAUGAUUGCGACCCACUUUUUGCCCUCGUCGACCGUCUUUGCUUCGGAUCCAGGAAGUGUAGCCCUCUCGCCCGGUGAAUUUGAUGGUGGUAUCGAUGGGCCGUUUGGUCCAGGGUCAGGAGAUUCAGGACGACGGGACAGCUCCACCUCCUCCACAGCGCAGAACUCGAGCACUUUGUUGAUGAACCGUUCCAAGGCGCCUCCAGUGAGUACAACCGCUCGCCUUCAGUCGACAGCAUCACAGCUUUGGCAGACCCUGAGCCCUCCUGCAGCCGCUGUAGUCCAGCAUGCCGCACAUGGACUGGCCAGUCUUCCUGGACUCGUCGUGGAGACAAGUAGACGUGGACCUGUGGCGACAGUUCGAAGCCGAACAAUGAGCUGGACUGGAGCAAACAUCCAGCCCAACUCACCUAAGCACCACCCUCACCUUGCAGGCUCUCGAGAUACCCGUGGAGAUGGCCAAAGCGAGGGUGGAUCAACCGCUGCUUCAUCCAAAGACAACAGCGUCAAGGACUCUGACGCUUCCUUGGCAGUCCAGCAACAGCUAGCUUCGCAGGGAUCGCUUGUAGAGCCAGAGCGCGGUCCCAGUUUUGCCGAUGUUUAUGUCUUUAACCCAUUGGGAAUGCUUACUCUGCACCGAUGCUGGGUCAGUAGUGUCCGAACCAAGAAGACAUACAACGGUCGUGCUGUGGAAACGUCCGACUUGUUGCUGGCACCAGAAGAUGUGGCGGAAUGGACGCUGAACCGGUCUGGGGACUGGGCGCCAGUCAAAAGGUCGCUCGCUCUGCCUGCAGGAACCAAGGCAGCACAACAACACACCAAUGGCAAGGUCAAGAAGAGCACGCCCCAUACGACAUCAGGGCAUGCCACGUCGCGGUGGCUCGCCCACGCUGAGAUUUCGACUUAUGACAACGGAAUGCAUUCUGGAUGGAAGGGCCAAUACCCACUUUUGAACCAGACCCUUGCCGCUCAGGGGUCACUUGCUACGACCGUCACUCUGACUCAACCCCAGCAUCUGCUAUGGAAAUCUCCUCAGUUCUCCUUCCAGAACUACGUUGGCUCAGUGGACGAGGUCCAUCAGGAUUUUAUUGAAGGCAAGGCGACUGCAGUGAAGACACUCAAUCUGCGUCGCGGUGUGGCAAUUGUGGCAGGAAAGGAUCCACGGUCGACAGCUGAUGCCUCGAGGGAUCUCCAGGGCGCCAACAGGCCAUGGAUCUCGGGCAUUGCCGUUGCUGCAGAUGGUCGGGGUGUGCGAGGCCACGGACGAGUCGAGAGCCACGAUGGCGAUGCUGAGGAUUUGUCCGAGAACUUGUCCUCUGCAAUGAAGUCAUACCUGCAGACCCACUCUAGUUCUCCUAUCAAUCAAAGUCGCAUGUCGCCCUCUGUCGGCAGUGUCAGCCCUUCAUCGUUUCGAGCAGCCACGUUGUCCUUUGAGGAUGCGUACUUGAUUAGCCUUGGCAACGCUUCAGGCAGCCCCAAGCCGACAUUUUUUGGAUCGAUGGGUCAGCCCGCACAGUACACCCACCAGACAUUCUUGUCGACCCCUCCUGCUGAACAGGUGUCUAAAUCUAGGAACGGAUCACUGGCGAAUGCCAGCCCUUCCCUCUCUGCCACUGUCGCUCCCAUGACAGGCUUUACAAACACACCUUCGUCGUCGACCUCGCCGAUGGUGUCAUCAUUUGGUGACUCCCCUUCGCCCUUGAAUGGCACCGCUUCGGGCUCAUCAGCACCCAAGCACCACUUGAAAUCUGGAUUUGUGCCCUCGAGCCGCUCGUCGCCCCACCAUGCGCAAACGAAUAGUCAAGGCCACACUCCUACCCAAAACCCAGGCAGCAUGAACAAUUCUUUGGGCAAGACCAAUCAUUUGGAGGCGCCGAUCAACUCGAUGGCUCAGAGUACGAUGAUGAUGUUUUCGCCUGAUGGAGACAACGAGGUGGAUAUGCCCGGAAGUGCGUCAGUGUUUAUUGGCCAUGAUCGAGGUCACGUCGGAGGUGGCUCGAACAAGCGUGGUGGAAAUCAAGGUCCCCAGGAGUCAACCCUUCCUCAUGGCGGAGUGUUCCAUCUGGAUGACGAUGAGGAUUUCUUUGGUGGAUUGGAUGAUAUGAACGGCCACAAUGGUCAUCAUAACGGUCUAACGAACGGACGGUAUGACGGAGCAGUCGGCAAGGGUCGCACCGAUCUGAGCGACUUUCUCGAGCAGGAUGAGGAUGACUAUGAUGAGGGAUCGUUGGUGUGA